Messenger RNA from Seminavis robusta, 967 nucleotides. The record is from the annotation of a GenBank genome assembly. NCBI's taxonomy places the organism in Eukaryota, Bacillariophyta, Bacillariophyceae, Naviculales, Naviculaceae.
UACCAGUACUGUACAUCAUACAGUGAGAUACUAGCUAGUAUGUUCGUUCCUGUCUCGUGUCUAUCGUAAUCGGUCAUAGAUUUUUACCACAGUGCCACGGUGGAUUUUUUUGGUCUACGAUGUAUAAUGGAAACAACGACGACCACGGCAUACUGUACGAUAGACACUACUCUAAUAGUAGUUUCGCCAAACAGCAGCUCGCAGACACACGAGGGGGUGUAAAAAGCACGAUGAUGAAUAUCUUUCGCCGGAAGGAAAAAGGGGGGAAGGCAAAGCCCAAGGAAUAUUUACCAAGCGCUACGACGUCUCCGACGCGAGUGGGGAGCGAGGAGACAGAGAAGAACGAAUACAGCAAGUACGGCAUCGCUAGCCCCCGAUGAAAUUCAAGACGGGAGCCCAAAGCUUGGGACUGAAUAAGGCCGAAAAGGAAAUUAAAAAAGAUGGACUUGGAAAUCACUUGAAAGCCAAGGCCGGUGUUUAUAGCGACGAGGCAACGAUACUUGUGCAUCUCUACGGCCGUGGAUUUUUGGGGGGAAACAGAGAAGAACGACUCCAUAAGGUCGAGGUACUGUUGCGGAGCAAGAAAGCGAUAGCUAACUUGCUCACAUUGGUGAAAAAAGACGGAGACAGGGAUGACACGGCGGAAAAAAGCCAAUUGUACAUCAAUACCAAAGUGGUGCUGGAGCGCUACUUGGGGCAGCCGGGUGCGUUUAGCUUUCUCGUUGACGAUUCUUCCCGAAAGCUCACACUGUACUCCCAGACUCAGGCCCGCGGAAACUGCUUCAUUUAUGGGCCAUUGCUUUCCAAUUCCUACCUGCUCCAGAAGCAUGGUUUGGGCCUCGGGGUCAUUGAUGUCCAAAAGUAUAUAUGUCGGACCUUCACAGAUCAGGAACUGUAUGAUUACGUCCUCUUCGACAAUGGUGGUGACUCGGUCAGCACUUUUGAGACGGUCCUCAAAGUCACAUAG